ACAAAACGGUGUAUGUCUUCUGAAUGUUCUGUUUUGCGAUAUAAUCCAGCUGUUCAGUUCUGAAUAUUAUAACUUAAAUUAAUAAUGAAAACUGAAAUUGAAGACAUAAAAAGCGACCUGAACUUCUAUGGCUCCGAUCCAGGCGCAGUCAAGUAUGGAAACUUUAUCAACUACUAUUCAUUCCACGACGUUAGCGAAAGAAUAAAUAACCUUAAUCCCCGAAUGUUUCCAAAACAAUCUAAAACUCAGCUCGUCUGCUUGGACGUGGGAUGUAAUACAGGAGACCUAUCGAAAGCAUUAUACUCGUACUUGGAGAAAACUUACCCAAAUUGCGACAUCCAGAUGUUAGCAGUAGACAUUGACCCAAAGUUAAUAGAAAGAGCGAAAGAAGGCAAUGAAUAUCCUGGCAUCAACUUCAACACUUCCAACAUAAUGGACACAAAUGACCGCACAAUGAUUCAAAACUAUUUAACCUCCUUUCACCGCACUCAAUUUGAUUUCACAUUUUGUUUUUCUAUUACCAUAUGGAUUCACCUCAAUAACGGAGACAUAGGUUUGUUAAAUUUUCUGAGAUAUAUUAGAGACAUAUCUGUAGUUAUUAUAAUUGAACCCCAGCCAUGGAAAUGCUAUAGGAAUGCCCAAAGAAGGUUGAAGAAAUCUGGCCACAGUUUUGAGUACUACUCCAGUUUGCAAAUAAAAGGUGAUGUUGAAGCAGUCAUUGAGUCAGUGCUUUCAGAAUCUCACUACAAGACCUAUCAAUCUGAUAAGUCAUCUUGGGAUAGAAAAGUUUUAAGCUUUUUAAGUGAAAAGUUUUAAAAUAAUAAACUUUGUAAUGUGUGU
This is a messenger RNA of Trichoplusia ni (cabbage looper), 840 nucleotides long. RefSeq names its product pre-miRNA 5'-monophosphate methyltransferase. Gene Ontology annotation, biological process: miRNA metabolic process; negative regulation of pre-miRNA processing. Gene Ontology annotation, cellular component: cytoplasm. Bases 85 to 816 code for a protein of 243 amino acids. The transcript has a single exon. NCBI's taxonomy places the organism in Eukaryota, Metazoa, Arthropoda, Insecta, Lepidoptera, Noctuidae. The record is from RefSeq and is a predicted model, not a curated record. Gene Ontology annotation, molecular function: RNA methyltransferase activity; O-methyltransferase activity.